GGGUUGCUGGAGAUCUGCUCCGAGAGGCCUAUGACGUGGGCCCGAUACUUCUCAACCUGUUCAGGAGCUUCCCUGGUUCGCUUGGUCGUUGUGUCCGUGACUCCCUGGAACUACAGCUGCGCGAGCACAUGGCCACCAAGGGGGGCCGGCUGCAAGGUGACUUGCUGCCGUUACCGUACCCUGCCGUUGUCGAGUCCGAUGUCGUGCAUGACGGCGAGGACCUCAGCGACGAGAACUGGGAGGCGCUCCGCUGCAUGCUGGUCGUGCCGGUGCUGGCGCUGCACUGGGAGGCGGGCUUCUGCUCGCUCAAGUUCGCUCGAUGCUGCCACGGACGCGCUUAUGCAGCCCAGCGGGCCGCCCUGAUCGGCCUGGUGCGGCGGCUCUUCUUGGCCACCCGCAUCGAGACCAGCCUGCCUAGGGGCCUGGACUGGGAGAGCCGCCUCAAGGAUCGCAAGAUCGGCUACGGUGGCUCCGAGGCGGCCGAUCUCGCGACGGGCUUCGUGCGCGAUGCUUUGCUGAACCCGUCGCUGGUGUUGCUGUCGCCUGCGCUCCGUCGCGCGGCUCCCUCCACUCGGGCCUUGGCUUGCGAGUCCGAGUGGCGUCGAAUUGUGGAGGCCUGUCAUGUGCGCGGGAUGAUAGGUCCCAUCGCCGCGAGCGAGAUCGCCUGUCGCGACGGAGCUCCGCUGCUGAACGGCGCCUUCGGUGUUCCGAUUGCUCGCGACGCCCCUAUCAAGUGCAGCGGCGGGGGGCUGCGGCCGGUCCUGAGGCUGAUCACGAACCUGAUCCCCUCGAACGCGUGCCAGGAGUGCAUCGUGGGCGACGCGCCCGAGAUGCCGACGAUGAGUCAGCUGAACGGCCUGGUGCUUGCCGAGUCGGAGGACCUGUUGUGGAGCGGUGCUGACAGAAAGGCCUUCUUCCACGUCUUCAGGGCGCCGCCGCCGUGGUGGCCGCGCACGGUGGUCGGCCCCCCCGCGCCGUCCCGGCUGCUGGGCCUCGAGCCUCAAGGACGGUCACGCGUCGGCGGCGGUUGCCACUGGGGGUGGAGAAGCCUUGCCCCCCCGGCCUGGAUUGUCUACAUUGUCAACCUGGAGAUCGCCGAGAUCGUCGACAAAGCGGAGGCGGAGACGCUGCGCGGGCCGGUGCCUGCCCUGCUGACUGAUGCCAGGGCUUGCUACGAGGCGGCAGGCUCGCUUGGAUCCCCUGGCAAGGACCUCCACCGCGUGGUGCGCGCGACCACCCUGGGCGAGCUGAUCGACGGCGUCGAGGGCGUCCGCCGCCCCCCCGCGGGCUACAUUACUGAGAUGGUCAGCCUGACCUUUUGGGUCCUGGGCUUCGCUCAUACUUGGCGAUGGCUUGGCGAUUCGCGCAGCGGAGACUGCUUCGGCGUCGAGGUCGUCGAGGACCUGCUGAUGUGCCUGGCGCUGUCGGCUCUGUGCGUGGCAGACAUGCGGCUCGAAGUCGACCACCUGGCGACGGCGUCUGAUGCGUCGGAGGCUGCGGGCGCGGUGGUCUACAGCGCGGCUUUUGAGAUCCUCGGCCUGGUGCCCGCGGUCCACCUGUCGUUCGAGGUUGACCCUCAGGCCGUGCGCGUGGCGCGCCGCUGCUACCCUGGGACCCAGCACCUUGGGGACGUGACGGAGGCCGGCCAUGCCGCCCUGGCGAGCCUCUUGCGGGCCCGAGGUCGGAUGACUCGCAUGCUGGUAAUGGGCGGCUUCCCGUGCCAGAUCUGCGCGAGCCUCAAUGUGGACCGCCGAGGUGCUGCCGACCCGCGCGCCUCGCUGGGGCUGCGGGUGGCCAUGCCUGAAGCUGCGGUUGACUUCCUCGGCGAGAACGUGGCUUCGAUGGCCGAGUCUGACGUACUUCAUCUCAACGGGCUCUUCGAGCGGAUCCCCCUGGAGGUCGAGGCCGGUGACGUCGGCUGGGUCAAGCGGCCGCGCUUGUGCUGGACGCCCAGGGACCUGCUGCCUUCUUUCGAGUCCAAUGCGACCAUGGUGAUGGCGAAGAGCUCGGCGGGGCGCCGCGCCUGCCGCGUGGCGCUGCAGGCUGAGCGGCCGCCGCUGGAGGAGGGGCUGCCUGCUGGUGCGAGCUGCCCUGGGGCCGCUGCGGGGGAGCCGCUGCCUACGUUUGUUCGAUGGGCGCCGCGCUCGCAACCGCGCCCCAGGCCUGCGGGCAUCGGGGGGCGCGCGGAUGCUGAGCUGGCGCGCAGGGAGGAGGCGGGCUUUUCUCCCCCGCCCUACCAGUUCCGUGACAAGUGGUGCAUUCACGAGGCCGGUGGCCGCGCGGCGCCGCCUGACGCGGUCGCGCGCGAGAAGCUGAUGGGCAUCGUUGAGGGCCACACCUGUCCCGUGCAUGACCAGUGCGGAGGCGACGGCCAGCCCGACCAAGUGGUAGCCUGGCUGCUUAAACACUGGGCCGUGGGUGCGGGGCUGUUGGUCUCCGCGCCGUCGGUGGCCGAGCUGCGCUCCAGCGCGCGCGCCUGGGCCGGGGGCCGCAAGCUGUGGACUGGCAACGUCGCCUCGCUGCGCUGCGGACGCGUGAAGCUCGACGAGCAGGUCUCCCGCGAGCUGGAGGUGACAGCUGCGGGGCGCGCCAGCCCGGGGACGCCGGCGGUGGUUUACGUCGGCCGUGGCUCGCGACGCUGGAGCUCGGAGCCUUCGGGCUGGGGCAGCCCCUUUGCCAUCAGCCCGAGCUGCUCGCGAGAGGACGCGGUGGCGCUAUUCGCGGGCUGGCUACGGGCGCAGCCGCAGCUAUCGGGUCGCCUGGAGGACCUGCGCGGGGCUACUCUUGCGUGCCACUGCGAGCAGGCAGUGCCCUGCCACGCAGACGUGCUGCUUGCCGUGCAGACGGGGGCUCUGAGGAGCUCGGUGAGAUAUUCCCUCGGCAGGAGAUUGAUGCAGGUAUUUUGCAAUGGCGUAAAGCUCGACAGCUG
Molecule: messenger RNA, 2929 nt
Organism: Prorocentrum cordatum
Lineage: Eukaryota; Dinophyceae; Prorocentrales; Prorocentraceae
Source: the annotation of a GenBank genome assembly